CUAAACAGAAUCAAACCCUAAAUUACCAUAUAAACCAAACAAACAGGGCAUUAAACCAAAACAAACCCAUUCAAUCUGUUUUAGCUAAUGUUGAUUUCAGCCACAACAACAUCGCCGACGAUUCUACUCCGGACGACCGCCGGCGCCGGCGAACAGCGGCAGGCGGCAUCUCUCUGGCAGUGAUAUAUAUAUAUUUAUAUAUAUUAGAUUCAUCCCUCUGAAGCAGCCUGCCUGAAACAUAAACAUGAGGAUACCCCUAACCCUUAAUCCUCCUAAACCUCCCAUAUCCACACUCGCCGCCUUCCUCCGUCGUCUCUCCGCCGACGCCUCUUCUUUACCGUCGCCGCCGGAUACGUCCGCCCAGAUAUCUCACGUGUCAUCACUCCUCCAGACCGCCGAUCCUAAUUCUUGGUCAGACGAUCCCAAUCUCCGAACCCUAAUUUCCUCCCUCUCAGCGCCGUCGGUCCUCAGAGUCGCUCGCCGUCUUCCGAACUAUCAAAAUGCUCUGCAGUUCUACCACUACCUCAAAGCCAUCUCCGAACCGUCCGAUUCCCUUUCCCUGGCAUUUCAAGCCGUGCUCGAAUUGGCUAUGCGUGAGAAUCCGGACUCCGCAGGUAAACUCAAAGAGCUUUUCCUGCUGUCUAAAGACCAAAAUAUUCCAAUCUCGGUGAAUUCUGCAACUCUCCUAGUGAAGUGUUUCGGCGAGGCCCAAAUGCUGGAUGAAAUGGUAAUGGUGAUUGAUUCCAUUGAUCGAGAAAUUGUUAAUGCAGAUUUGUUCAAUUUAGUUAUCGCUGGGUAUAUGAAAUGGGGACGUAUUGAUGAUGCCUUGAAGGUGCUUGAAAAUAUGCUUAUGGAGGAUUCUAGUUAUCCCCCAAACAGUAAUACAGCUAGUAUUGUUCUUAACUCCAUUUUGAAGAGAAAUUCUAGUGGUCGGAAGGUUAGGGAUGACGAGAUUUAUACUUUAUUUUCGAAGUUUCGUGAGCAUGGAGUUUCAAUUAAUGGAUAUUUUGUUACAGAGAUAGUCAUAAGAUUUUGUUCAAGUGGUGAAUUAGACAAAGCUUGGAGUGUUUUUCGCGAGGCGAUGAAUUCGGGUUAUGAUGUUAGCAUUACGGCAUACAAUAACUUAUUGACGUUCUUGUCGAGGAAGAAUGAUUUUGGGAGGAUGAAUUUGCUUAUGAAGGAGAUGAAGGAAAAGGGGAUCAAACCAGAUGUUGUAACUUGUGGCAUUGUGGUUAAGCAUUUGUGUCGAUCAAGGAGAGUGGAUGAGGCAAUGGAGUUUCUUGAAAAGAUGACGGAUGAAGAAAUUGGCGUAACACCGGAUACCAUAAUGUACAACACGAUAAUUGACGGGCUUUGUAAAGUGGGGAGAUGGGAAGAGGGUUUGAAGGUAAUGGAAAAGAUGAGUCGGGAGAGCAAAUGCAGCGCAAACACGGUUACUUACAAUUGUAUGAUUGAUGGAGUUUGUAAAGCCGGUGAGAUCGAGAAGGGACUCGAGCUUUUUGAGGAGAUGCGUAAACAUGGUGUCGAGGUUAAUGCGAUCACAUUAAACACGUUGCUGGAUGGAAUGUGCAAGAACGGGAGGGUCGGAAGUGCGAUGGAAUUGUUUGAUCAAAUACGGGAAAAGGGUUUAAAAGCGAAUGCUCGUACUUACACGAUCUUGAUCACUGCUUUCUGCAAUGUCAACAAUAUCGACAAGGCGAUGAAACUGUUCGAUGAAGUUCAAACAAACGGCCUUACUCCAGACGCCGUUGUUUUCUAUACGUUGAUCGGGGGACUCACUCGGGCUGGAAAAAUGGACGACGCUGUCGAAAUUGUGUCGAAGAUGAAAGAGGGUGGGUUCAAUUUAGAUAUAAUCGCGUACAAUAAUCUGAUCGGUGGAUUUUGCAGGAAGAACAGAUUGGAUAAAGCUUCCGAGAUGCUCGAGAGUAUGGAGAAAGACGGAUUAAACCCCGAUCGAGUUACCUACAACACUUUGAUUUCUUAUUUCUGUGCAAAAGGGGAUUUCGAUCACGCCCAUAAAGUUAUGAAGAAGAUGAUCGACGACGGGUUAACGCCUGAUGCCGUAACUUACGGAGCAUUAAUACACGGCUACUGCUCGAACGGUAAUCUUGAUAAGGCCAAGAAGCUAUUUACAGACAUGGGCUCGUCAUCUAAGGUUCCGCCAAACACUGUAAUAUAUAACAUGUUGAUCGACGCCUUUUGCAAGAAAGGCGACGUAGAUGUCGCUCUUUCCCUUAUGGAUGAUAUGAAAGGCCGAGGAGUGUGUCCGAACAGCACUACGUACAAUGCUCUGUUUAAGGGCCUUCGCGAAAAACAAUGGCUUGAAAAGGCCUUCGAGUAUAUGGAUAGAAUGACUGAGGAAGAAUGCAGCCCCGAUUAUAUUACAAUGGAAAUUCUUACCGAGUGGCUGCCUGAAGUUGGCGAGAUUGAAAAAUUUCGAAAAUUCGCUCAAGGCGAUCGGAUAUGACUAUGUUUCAGAAGAUUAUGGACCUUCUUAUGGAGCAUUCUUGUGAAAUUUCGAUCGAUUUUGUUUCUGGACAGAAAUCGAGGAGCAGAGUUGUACAUCAUUCAGGAUGCCAUUUUUUAAUGGAGGCUUUGUGCAUUUGUUCCAUUGGAUCAUCCACUUGGUUUUUGCAAGAGAUUUUGAACACCAAAAGUUAAGAGGUAAAUGCAUUUCAUGUCUUGAAAUUUAUCUAAAACAAGUAGACACAUGUUUUUAUUUAUUACAGUUGUUGUCCGGUC
Messenger RNA from Andrographis paniculata, 2742 nucleotides. Its product is annotated as pentatricopeptide repeat-containing protein At3g61520, mitochondrial. The record is from RefSeq and is a predicted model, not a curated record. Gene Ontology annotation, molecular function: protein binding. The transcript has 2 exons. NCBI's taxonomy places the organism in Eukaryota, Viridiplantae, Streptophyta, Magnoliopsida, Lamiales, Acanthaceae. The coding region runs from base 245 to 2467 and encodes 740 amino acids.